Messenger RNA from Anoplophora glabripennis (Asian longhorned beetle), 3775 nucleotides. Its product is annotated as tyrosine-protein phosphatase Lar-like. The record is from RefSeq and is a predicted model, not a curated record. Lineage: Eukaryota; Metazoa; Arthropoda; Insecta; Coleoptera; Cerambycidae. Gene Ontology annotation, molecular function: protein binding. The transcript has 9 exons. Bases 1 to 2643 code for a protein of 880 amino acids.
AUGCCCUUGACUCGUACGGCCGUCUCUGUGAAGUUGCAAGUAGGAAAGAAACUUAAAGGUGUUAAUGCCUACCCUAAGGAAUUAGAUUACGGCAGCUUUGGACGACAAUACGCUAAUUUUGGACGGGAACAAACUCAGAGUAAGAAACCUGAAAUUUUAAAUGGCGUGGAAGAGGAUCCUAGUACCAAGAUUAGCCACAAGAUUUCACGUGUAUCAGAUGUUGUAAAAGUAAGGAGAACUACGCAGUCGCUGCUGAAGCGUCAUCAGGGCUUAGGUAUUAAGCCGCCGCAGGAGCGACAGUUCACCACGAGGCAUCCUAGAGUCCAGUCUAGCCGUCAGCCGUUCCAAUCCUGCCUGAGGAAACUGCGCAGCCGCCAGGAUCCGCCGUACGAGUACAGCAAGCAAGCUGCCGUCCGCGAUUCAGUUCCUCACGAGCUGCCGAAGCGACCAGUCGAGCCUGAGAACAACUCCAGCAAGCCGAGACGUCAUCGCGGGAAUCAAACUGCUCAAGAACCGCUCCACAUCCACCAGAAGCAGCUUCCUACGUCUACAGACGACCAGGAUAAUAACUACAACAGCCCGAGGGAAGACAAUACAAUCAAAAUUUGUAUAGACUAUCUAGGAAGUGCCCCAAGAAAUGUUCAAGUACGUCCUCUCAGCUCCAGCACUUUGGUAAUAAAUUGGGAUGAACCAGAAACAUCCAAUGGUUAUGUGCUGACUUACAAAGUGUAUUACACAACAAAUUCUGAACUGCCAAUAACGCAAUGGGAAUCAAAAAUGGUGGCUAACAAUGGGUUAACAACAAUUAGUGAGCUUAUUCCUCACACAAUCUACACAAUUAAAGUUCAAGCAUGCACAUCUGUAGGGCAUGGUUCCCUUAGUUUACCAGUUGAUGUUAAAACACAACUAGGUGUACCAAAACAGCCUAGUAAUUUGCGUACCUCAGAUAUUGGAGAAACUUCAUUGGCAUUACAAUGGAGUAAACCAACAUACUUGGCAGAAAGCAUAGUCAGUUAUGAACUGUACUGGAAUGAUACCAAUGCUAAACAAAAACAUCAUAGACGUAUACCCAUAUCAGAGACAUACACUUUAACAGGACUAUAUCCAGAUACAAUUUAUUAUGUUUGGUUAGCCGCUAGGUCCCAAAGAGGUGAAGGUGCUACUACUCCACCGAUUCCCGUGAAAACGAAGCAGUAUGAUUCACAUGUCACAAACUCCAGAAUAAAUAACCUAGAACGAGGUGUAGAAUGUGAAUUUAGUCAAAAUAACAUAGGAGUGAGUCAAGAGGCUAUAAAAUGUAUGCACACCCCAGAAGGUCCCCCUACGGGGCCUCCAACAAAUUUUACUUACUAUUUCCAAACAUCUGAUGUUGUCUGUAUAUCAUGGUCACCACCAACACGUGAGCACAGAAAUGGGCAAAUAUCGAAAUACGAUAUUCAGUUUCAAAAAAAAUCAAAUCACAAUAAUAUAAUUGUUCGUAAUGUAACCUAUCCAAAGGCAGUUUUUACAAACCUCGAAGAAAAUACCGAAUAUGUGUUUCAUGUCAGAGCAUGUACUAGCCAAGGUGUUGGGCCUAGUAGUGAAGAAAUUUCAAUUCAAACAAUGAGAGAUAUCGGAAGAGCUCCAAUGUCUGUUAAGGCAGUUGCAACAUCAGAUUCAAGUGUUGAAGUUUCGUGGGACGCAAUUCGUACAAGAGGAAAAGUUAUUGGUUACAAAAUUUUUUAUACAAUAACUGCAGCAGAAGAUUUAGAUGAAUGGCAACAAAAAUCUGUAGGACUGACAGAAUCGGCAAACAUAGUUAAUUUGGAAAAGUCUGCCCAAUAUGUUAUAGCGGUUGCAGCUAAAAUGAAAAAUGGUUUAGGACGAUUAUCUGGAAAAGUAACAGUGAAAGUUAAACCUGAAGAUGUGCCACUCAAUUUGUGGGCACAUGAAGUUACUACACAUUCGAUGACGUUGUCUUGGUCACCACCAAUAAGAUUAAACCCAGUGAAAUACAAAAUAUCAUUUGAUGCUGUAAAAGAAUUUGUUGAUUCACAGGGUAUAACUCAAACGCACAUUAUACCUAAGGUAGAAAUUAAACUAAAUGGUGAUGUAAGAUCCCAUACUAUUAAUGAAUUAUCACCGUUUACAACAUACAAUGUUAAUGUCAGUGCAAUACCGACCGAUAAUUCAUAUCGGCCACCAACAACAAUAACUGUUACUACACAAAUGGCUGCACCUCAACCCAUGGUAAAACCAGAUUUUUAUGGUGUUGUUAACGGUGAAAAGAUUCAAGUUAUUUUACCUCAAGCAUCCGAAGAAUAUGGCCCAAUUAGUCAUUACUAUUUAGUUGUAGUCCCUGAAGGUAAAUUGACGGUUCAAAAAAAUCCUGAUCAAUUUCUAACAGAUGAAUUAAUUAGUAACGUGGAAAAAAAUCCACAAAAUUCCAGUUUACCGUAUAUAGCAGCUAAAUUUCAUGAAAACAAUAUUCCAUAUACAUACCAUUUAGGAACAGGUGAAAGAAACGACGGUUUUGUAAAUUAUAGACUCGAACAUGGUAAAAGAUAUAAAAUAUUUGUUCGGUCGUUUAUAAAUACAGCUCAAAAACAUAUAUAUACCAGUAGCCCAUUUUCAGAAUUUUUAUCUUUAGACAUAGGUACGUGAAGUUUCCCCAGGUGAUCCACUCCGACGCGUCGACCUGAUCCCGAUAUAUCUACAGGCAAUGAUGUUAAAUUAAGCUCACAACAAAGAGAAGCAGGCAAGAGAUAUAUGUUGCUUUCAUACAAGGAAACUACCUUUUCAAAGUAAGACAUUUUAGGAUCCUUUAAACUUUUAUUAUCAAAGGUAUUUUAUAUUGGACUUGAUCAGUGUUAGUUCAUAAUUAUUUAUAAAAUCAGUUGCAAAGGGAGAAAAUAAAUCAUGAAUUACGUUCACAACUAAAACCAAUAAAACGUGGUGUACUACAAGGUAGCACCUUGGGACUAAUUUUGUUUUGUAUUUUUACAUUUGAUUUACCAAUUUGUAUUGUAAACGCUCACACAUUCAUAAUAUUUAUAUUGGAACAAACUGUUAUUGUAUAAAUCAACAUGUCAAAUGUAAAUGCCAGGGAUCGUUUUCAUAUACCGUUCCUACUUUUUUGAAUAAUGUUUUAGAUACAAUAACUUCGUAGAAUGACUAAUAAAACAAUAACGUUUAGGGAAAGUUUGACGUUAUUCAUUUACAUAUUGUUACAUUGAUUGCAAUGCUUUAACAUUUCGAUGCCCUAUUUGUAGAACGAUUUAUCUUUGCCCUGUUUUGGCAAUCACUUCUUCAUUGGAACCAAAUCUCUUUCCCUGGAGCAUUUUUAGGUCUACAAACAGAUAGUAGACGCUGGGAGCCAGUUCCUGAGAACACGGUAGAUGGGGAAGCAAUUCAAAGGGUAAUUCGUGCCAUUUUGCAAUUGUUGCUUUAUUAAUACACAAAACUCAGAUUUUUCUAUUGCUUUCAAAAUUACAACAGUGGCGUCACUGUAACGCAUCAUUUGAAGUAAAGUAUACAUUUGUUAAUAGUGGCGCCAUCUAUAUGUGAUCCUAAUAACUUAUUGAGUGAUGUCAAUUACUAAAUCUACAAGGAAACACAUUAUUUCUGAUCUUUGGCCGUUUUAAAUGGAAAAUAUUAAACAACUAAAUUUAAACUCUAUACAUGUGCUUCCCAGUAGAUACAAAAUAUUACGUCAAUUAUUUCGAAUCCUUACCUAGUUUCACAAGAUAAAUAUUUAACACUAGCAACCCGCCCCUGCUUCGCACGGACAAAUAUA